Messenger RNA from Prunus armeniaca (apricot), 2205 nucleotides. Lineage: Eukaryota; Viridiplantae; Streptophyta; Magnoliopsida; Rosales; Rosaceae. The record is from the annotation of a GenBank genome assembly.
AUGUUAGACAUCGAAUCAGACUAUAGUGAUAGCCCAAGAGCUUUUGAGGAAGAAUCGGCGUCGGAGAGCUCAACGGCAGGGCUUGAGAGUCCCGAUUUCGUAGAGGUGGGGGAUGCAGAGGUGUCUACCGAAUAUGGGAGCACUUCAAGUGUAAAGGUGGUUGAGGUGAAUGGCACCCAACCAUCGACAUCCGGUCACCGAGCCGAGGUGACUGAGACUAGUGUGUUGGUGGCCCAUCCUGGAGAAGGGGUGCUGACCGUGGUUACCGGACGUCAAAGGGUGCCGAUGGCGAAGCCAAAGGGCCUCGCCUUCGAGGUGGAUUUCUUAGAGCCGAAUGCCUUGAACGAGACGGAGCUAGCAAAGAUUAGGGCGGAAUUCCAUAUUUCGGAGUCGGUAGUGAUGCGGAUCCCAGGGCCGUUAGAGUCCUUGAGCAAUCCGUACAGUGAGGUAGUCUUCUUUACCAAUGCCUUCAAGCAUGGGCUUCGGCUACCGUUAAGGCAUUCGGUGCAGAAGAUCCUUGCUCAGAUCGGCUACGCCCCCGGGCAGUUUAAUAUGAAUUUUUGGAUUACAUUUCUGGGGAUGAUCACGGCGUUCAGCAUGGCUGGUGAGGGAGAGCCGAGCUAUGAGCAAUUCGCCCACCUCUACAGCGUGACAAGGGCGAAGAGUGCCGAUCAGGGGGGAUGGGUGCAGUCGAAUUGUCUUUCGGCAGGGCAGAGGGGGCACUUCGUGGUUGGGGUGCCGAGCUCCCAGAAAACAUGGCGUCGGCGUCGUGUGCUGGUGUUCGGAGCCUGGGAAUCGGCACUAGGUGUGAUUGUAGAGAGGCACAUUCCCACAACCUUUCAAACAGUCGUGUCCUUGAAAAGACCGAUCGCAACAAAGAAGGAGGUUGAAAUAAUCGAGCGAAUACGGUCAAAAAUUGCCGAAGAAGAACGUGUCUUCAGGAUUCUACUUGACUUUGGCAAUUUCUUCAAGGUGGGCUUGAUCAGUGAGGCCGAGCACGCCAGGAGGCAGAAGGAGAAAGAAGAAGAGCAAAGGAGGAAAAGUAACUACAAGGAAGUGGCUAGAGUCGCGGGCCCCCCCCAGAAGAAGAAGAAGGACGACUCACAAAGGCCAAGGACGAAACCGCCUCGUCAGGCCGAGGGGGCUUCUGUGCCAGAGGUGACGACGACCGAUUGUCGUCUUGAAAAACGGGUGGUCAAGGCCAAAACCGUCCAUGAGGCCUACCUUCAGGCGACGGGGAAAAGGGUGAUUGAAGGUGCCCUCGACGUGACCCCUCUUCCGAAGAGGCCAAUGGGGCCGAAUGAGGAUGCGACCGUCCUCGUGCCUGACGAGGAGGAGGAUGCGGACGCCGAGCCGGUGAACGUGGCCUGGCCCCAGAAGGUGGUCCCGUUCGUGAAUUGCUUCAUCGACGGCGCUCAAAUGGAGCUCCCGAAGCUGGAGCAGCUGCCGAUGAAGACGGUGCGCGAGCUGGCUGGUCAAGCUUUCCGCUUUCAGGCUACUGCUAAUAUGGAGAUGUGGCUCUCCAUGAAACGAGCCGUUAAUGCUGCCAAGCGCGUCCAGAAAAAAUACGAUGAUAGCCGAGCCAAGAUUGCCAAGGCGGGGAAGCGAAUCCAAGACGCAGAUUGGCAUGCUGAGGAAAAGGCUGCGAAGAUUGCAGAGAUGUCAUCAAAGCUGGCCAAGGCCGAGAGGGCGGCAGUGGAUGCCGAAGAGGUGAGGGCAGCAGCGGAUGAGGCAAAGAGAAAAGCCGUAGCCGAAAAUCGAAGCAUGGAGGAGUUCACAGUGUUGCUGGAUAAGGAGGUGAUGAAGCAAUGCGAGGAUCUUAUAUACCGAUUCAAGCGCUUCAACGCCGACAAAAAGCUGAACCUCAACUUCCUUUGCGAUCCUCCACCGUUGCCCGAAAAGGUGACCGAAGAAAUGGUGGAGGUGUACCUGAGGGAGGAUGCGGAAGUCGAUUCUUCAAGUGGUUCGGAGUCGAGCGGUGAAGAGGAAGAAGGCACUUCCUCUGCCGAGCCGCCGACCGUUCCUGAAACCGAGGCGUCAGCCCCUUCGACCGAAGCUGUUGACACUAGAGGUGUCAAACGGGACGGGCCGGCCCAGCACGGCACGAGCCCAGCCCAUUUAAAUGAGGCACGGCACGGCACGAGCACGAAUAUUAAUGGGCCGUGCUCAGCACAGCACGAAAGCUUGGACCGGGCCGGGAUUUAA